AUGAGAUCUUCAAUUAUAUCAGCUGUUCUCGCCAUCUUGGCAACAAACGUCUCCUGUGCAUUCGGCUGGGGUUACCGUGCCUCUGACCAGAGGCGCUGGGCAGUCCUUCAUCCCGCAUGCGGUGGCCGUCAACAAUCUCCCAUCGCUAUUGCUGCGAGACAAGCUAUUCCGAUCUCAAUUCCUGCAAUGGAACUGAUCGGCUAUCAGAAUCCCCUACCAGGACCUCUCACCACCACUAACAACGGACAUUCAGUGGCGCUGACCAUCCCCAAAUACAGCUCCGAAGAAGAAAAGAAAGGAUUCCGUCUUCCAUACAUCUUCGGUGGUCCCCUGGAUAAUGAGUACGAAAUUGAAGGUCUUCACUUCCAUUGGGGAGACAAGAACAACCGUGGUUCCGAGCACACCCUCAAUGAUAUGCGUCUGCCCCUCGAGAUGCACAUCAUCCACAGAAACAAGAAAUACAGGAACUUGGCUGAAGCUCUCCAGCACCCCGAUGGUCUUUGCGUGCUUGCUUUCUUCUACCAGGUUGUUGAAUUCGACGCCAAGCUCCUUACCCCCAUCGUGAAGAACUUGUCCGCCAUCGAAAACUACAACACCAGCAUGCAGCUCCCCCACACUUUCUCCCUGUCCUCAAUCCUGUCCGGCCUCGACACUGAAAGGUUCUACACCUACAAGGGUUCCCUUACCACUCCCCCUUGCGCCGAAGCCGUCACAUGGGUCGUGUUCUCCGACUACCUCCCAAUCUCUGUGUUCCAGAUGGACAACUUCCGUGGUCUCCUCUCCAACCUGAACCUGCCACUUGUGGACAACUUCAGGCAACUGCAACCACUAUUCGGUCGUCGUAUCUUCGUCCGCAUCACGUCCAAGAACCCCAAAUUCAAGAAGACCAAGCUCCACUACUCCAAAUGGGACUGGGUUGGACACAAGAAGGCCGAAAAUGAUGUCGCCGAAUUCGACGAAUAA
Molecule: messenger RNA, 963 nt
Organism: Arctia plantaginis
Lineage: Eukaryota; Metazoa; Arthropoda; Insecta; Lepidoptera; Erebidae
Source: the annotation of a GenBank genome assembly